This is a messenger RNA of Andrographis paniculata, 2623 nucleotides long. Its product is annotated as DEAD-box ATP-dependent RNA helicase 32. Gene Ontology annotation, cellular component: nucleus. The record is from RefSeq and is a predicted model, not a curated record. Gene Ontology annotation, biological process: rRNA processing. The transcript has 9 exons. Gene Ontology annotation, molecular function: nucleic acid binding; RNA helicase activity; ATP binding. The coding region runs from base 135 to 2375 and encodes 746 amino acids. Lineage: Eukaryota; Viridiplantae; Streptophyta; Magnoliopsida; Lamiales; Acanthaceae.
CCAUCAAGACAAGGGCAAUACUCCGUUGUUUGUGUUUUGUACGUGGGUAGACUGGAAGAGGGUUCUUGCUCUAAAACCCUAAUCCUCAGCCAUCACGACCAUCUUGUGCCGGAAUUCGACGGGUCCAUUCAAUAAUGAAACGACCUAAGUCAAGGAAAUUCAAUCUCCGGAAACGCCAUUCGGAGGUUGAAGAAAUCGAGUUACUUGAAUCCUGGAUCGCUUCGGGCAAACCGGACGCGGGUUCCAACCCCCUAUCUCUGCCUCCGCCGCCGAAAAACUCCCGAAUCGGUAAACUUUCCGAUGGGUCAUUUUCUCCGUACUCCAGUGCCGUUAAAUUCAUCCAAUUGCCGCUGUCAAAGAAAACGAAGGAUGGUUUAGCAGCCGCCGGCUAUUCUAAGAUGACUGAUAUUCAGAGGGCUUCGCUCCCGCAUUCGCUCUGCGGUCGAGAUAUCCUCGGUGCAGCGAAGACUGGGUCUGGCAAGACGCUGGCUUUUAUUGUCCCUGUCUUAGAAAAGCUAUUCCGUGCUAGAUGGGGUUCGGAGGAUGGGGUUGGAUGCAUCAUUAUUUCUCCUACAAGGGAAUUAGGUGGUCAGCUUUUUGAUGUAUUGAAAUCUGUUGGGCGAUACCAUGGUUUUAGCGCGGGACUGUUGAUUGGUGGUCGCAAAGAUGUCGAUACAGAGAAGGAGCGUGUAAAUAAUUUGAAUAUAUUGGUUUGCACUCCGGGCCGUCUUCUUCACCACAUGGAUGAAACCCCAAAUUUUGAUUGUCCACAGCUACAGGUCUUGGUUCUUGAUGAGGCAGAUCGUAUUCUUGACGAGGGAUUUAAGAAACAAGUGAAUGCAAUAAUAUCUCAGUUACCCAAAUAUAGACAAACCUUCCUAUUUUCAGCAACCCAAACUAAGUCUGUUCAAGAUCUUGCUAGACUUAGCUUGAAAGAUCCCGAGUACAUUAGUGUGGAUGAAGAAUCUGAAACUGCUACUCCCAGUCGUUUAAAGCAGACAGCUAUUGUUGUUCCUCUCGACCAAAAAUUGGACAUGUUGUGGAGUUUUAUAAAGACACAUCUUAAAUCGAGGAUACUUGUCUUCCUCUCAAGCUGCAAACAGGUGAAAUUUGUUUUUGAGGCAUUCAAGAAGCUCCGACCUGGGAUCCCUCUGAAGUGUCUGCAUGGAAGGAUGAAGCAGGACAAGCGCACUGGAAUAUAUUCCCAAUUUUGUGAGCAGCAUUCCGUUCUGUUCUGUACUGAUGUUGCAGCUAGGGGCCUUGAUUUCAAUCAGGCAGUUGAUUGGGUUGUCCAGGCAGAUUGCCCAGAUGAUGUUGCUUCCUACAUUCACCGAGUGGGGCGCACUGCACGGUAUUGCUCUGGUGGGAACUCUGUUCUAUUUGUCACACCCUCAGAGACAAAGAUGAUCGACAAAUUAAAAGAAAAGAAGAUCCCUAUUGAGUGUGUGAAGGUAAAAGCAAAGUUAUUGCAACCAGUUUCUGGACUGAUGGCGGCUUUAUUAGCCAAGUACCCCAAUUUGCAGCAACUGGCUCAGAGAGCCUUCAUCACAUAUUUGAGAUCUGUCCAUAAACAACGCGACAAGGAAGUUUUUGAUGUUUCACAACUUCCAAUUGAUGAAUAUUCUGCAUCAUUAGGCCUACCCAUGACACCCAAGGUCCGAUUUUUGAAACAAAAAACAAAGGACAAGAAAGUGUCUGAACAAAUGGUCAUUGUUCCUAUUAGUGCUGUGGAAAGUCCCUCUAAUCCUCAACAAGGAAGUAUGGUUCCCGGCAGUUCCAAGGAAGAUGACUCAAAGCUGGAGGAGGGUUUUCUAGCAGAAAGGGAACCUCUGCUUGUCGGGGAAGAAAAUGUGACUAACACUAAAGAUUCUAUGCCUGUUACGAGGGUUUUAAAGAAAAAGAAAUUGAAGAUUAAUGUUCAUAGACCCGUGGGAACAAGAGUCGUAUUUGAUGAGGAGGGCAAUACCUUACCCCCGCUAGCAAAACUUGCCGACACUAAGAUGGAUGCUGAUUCUGUUAAGCUAGACAAGGACAAAGUAAGUCAAAGGUACGCUGAGCUGAGGGAGGCGAUGAAAGUGGCUGACAAGGAGGAUAAGGCCUUGGCCAAAGAGAGGCUCAAAGAGAAACGUCGAAAGGAAAAGAUGAAGCGAAAGAGAAGCAGAGAUGAGGAUAAGGAGGAGAGUGGAUUAAGCGAAGAGGAUCAGUCCGACAUGGAUAAUGAGGCGAACACUGGUAAUUCCAAUAAAAAGCAAAAGGUCUAUUUUGACAGUGACAAUGAAGACGAUGGCAGAGAUAAGAUCAAAAUGAAGGAUAAGAUCACCCUGCGGGAGCAAGAAGAGCUGGCACUUAAACUCUUGAGUUCAAUGCAUUCAUAGUUAAGUGUUUAUUUGGUUCAGAGCAAUUUUUGUUUGUUUGAGGAUGAAAUUUUCUACAUUUUUAAUUGUCUCUGGGCUUAGGAGUUGGCAUCCCUUAUGCGACAACACCUGUGUGUGUGUUCAAUUAAUGAACACGCCACGCCCGUGUUUGCUCAAUGAGCAGGGCAACGACUAUGACCGUAUUCUUUUAUUAGAUUCAAACACAACUGUGCGUUUGUGUUAGACUUCGAUUACAAAGUCAACUCGUG